Leguminivora glycinivorella is the source of this 2675-nucleotide messenger RNA. Its product is annotated as membrane-bound alkaline phosphatase-like. NCBI's taxonomy places the organism in Eukaryota, Metazoa, Arthropoda, Insecta, Lepidoptera, Tortricidae. Gene Ontology annotation, biological process: dephosphorylation. The transcript is spliced from 6 exons. The record is from RefSeq and is a predicted model, not a curated record. Bases 192 to 1835 code for a protein of 547 amino acids. Gene Ontology annotation, molecular function: alkaline phosphatase activity.
CUCGGCGUGUCCGACGACCGAGGCGACGACGAAGUGCCCUACAUGACGCUCUCCUACACCAACGGGCCCGGCUACCGUCCUCACAUCGACGGCAAGCGCGCCGACGUCACCAGUGACCAUACCUUCCGAAAAGCAGUCUCAAAGUUGCCGCUGGUGUGUGUGUAUUUUCCACCUCGCCGACCACUCUCACGAUGCUCGCCUCGCUGCUAGUGCUGUCGCUGGCGCUGCUGGUGCCUGCGCACGCCGACCGCUACCACCCGGAGCGCGCCGCCACCGUCACCGCCGCCGUCGCCGCCACCGCCGCCAUGCCGGACGAGGCCGAGCGCAGCGCCGACUACUGGUACUCGGAGGCGUUCGCCGCCGUCGACGAGCGGUUGUCGAAUCACAUUUACGACGACGUGGCUAAGAACGUGGUGAUGUUCCUGGGCGACGGGCUCUCGGUGGCGACACUGGCGCCGGCGCGCACGCUACGCGGCCAGCUCGCCGGCCGCACCGGUGAGGAGGAGCGCCUGGCUUUCGAGCGCUUUCCUGUUACUGGACUCGCCAAGACCUACUGCCUCGACGCGCAAAUCCCUGACUCGGCGUGCACGGCGACGGCGUACCUGUGCGGCGUGAAGGUGAACCGCGGCACGCUCGGCGUGAGCGGCGCCGUGCCGCGCUGGGACUGUGGUGCCUCCACGGACUCCGCCACGCAUCUCGAGUCCAUCGCUGCGUGGGCGCUCGCCGACGGUCGCAGCGCCGGUAUCGUAACGUCGACGCGCAUCACGCACGCGUCCCCGGCCGGCGCGUACGCGCGCAGCGCCAACCGCGGCUGGGAGAACGACGCCCAGGUGCGCGCCGCCGGGCACGACCCCGCACUCUGCCCCGACAUCGCCGACCAACUGAUCAACUCGUAUCCUGGGAACCGGUUCAAAGUAAUCCUGGGUGGCGGACGACGCGAGUUUCGCCCGAACACGACCAUGGACGAGGAGAAUGAUUUGGGUCGCCGCUCGGACGGACGAGAUCUGAUCGAGGAGUGGCUCGCGCAGCGCGAACGGGCCGGGGACUCGCACGCGUACGCCUGGAACCGCACCCAGCUGCUCGACGCCUUCGCCAGCCCGCCCGACUACCUGUUGGGACUGUUUGAAGCCACACACUUACGAUAUGAAGAGGAAGUGCGAGAGGGAAACCUGGAUGAACCCACCCUAGCUGAACUCACGGAGGCCGCUAUUCGUGUCCUUUCUAAAAACCCUCGCGGGUUCUUCUUGUUCGUGGAAGGCGGGCGCAUCGACCACGCGCACCACGAGACGCGGCCGGCGCUGGCGCUGCACGAGACGCUCGCGCUCGACGACGCGGUGGCGCGCGCCGACGCGCUGCUGCCGCGCGCCAGCUCACUGCUCGUGCUCACGGCCGACCACUCGCACGUCAUGGCGUACAACGGCUACUCGCGCCGCGGCAACGACAUCCUCGGCGUGUCCGACUACCGAGGCGACGACGAAGUGCCCUACAUGACGCUCUCCUACACCAACGGGCCCGGCUACCGUCCUCACAUCGACGGCAAGCGCGCCGACGUCACCAGUGACCAUACCUUCCAAGCGUUGCGAUGGCGCACGCACGCGGACGUGCCGCUGGAGUCGGAGACGCACGGCGGGGAAGACGUGGCGGUGUUCGCGCGCGGGCCGGCGCAGGCGCUGUUCACGGGGCUGUACGAGCAGAGCCAGCUGCCGCACCUCAUGGCGCACGCGGCGUGCCUGGGCCCGGCCGCGGCGCGCCGCGCGCUCUGCAGCCACUCCGCCGCGCUCGACGCUUCUGUCAUAGCGAUAUUACUCUCCGUACUCGCCGCGAUAUACCAUUAGCUUUCAACAUUGUGAUAUUUUUAAGUAGAUAAAAGUUUAAAUUAUUUCCUAACUUGUACUUUUAAAACCACUGCUCAAGAAGAUUGUAAUGUUUAAUGGUUGAGCAGAAAAUGAGGGCAAAUCAAAUAGAUGUGUGUAUACAUACGUAGCAACUAUUUAAUGGAACGAAUCAACGAAAAAUAGCAAGGCUAGAAGCAUCAUUAUAAUCCAUGGGCUACCUUUCUCCUUAAUCUUCAGGUAGUGGCGUACAAAUCUUGAAGGUAAAUUACCAAAUUAAGAGAUCUGGAAUUGAAUUUAAAUAAGGUGGAAUUAAUCGAUACGUAUUUUUAAUAAAAUGUUUUGCAUAAUAUGCAAUUGCGUAAUAUAAAAUUAUAAUUUGUAUGUAUUUCCCAUCACGGAACAAUGGUAUUCCGGACCUUUGGGAGGCGUGCGCGGGGCCGAAGCCAACGCGUAGAGGCCCUUUCGACACUUUAAUGAAAUGUUGUAACGUAGCAGAUUUUUUUGAUAGUCGUAAUUAAAUAUUUUGGAUAAAUUUAAUUUUUGAAUGAAAUACUUUCUUCUCGUUCAUUGCAUUAUCUGUUGCACUUCAAAUGCACAUAUUUAUGUUUAAUCUGUUGUAGGGUUGCCAUACAACAAGUAUUAUUCGAAAUUGUAGGUAUUUUGGCUGUCAUUCCAGAAAAACUUUGUAUUAUUUUGAUAUAUUCAUAUUCAUAUUCAUAUAUUCAUAUUAUUUAUUCACAAUAUUUGCAAUAUUACAUGUCAUUUUUACAUUCAGUAGUAGAGUUAGAUUGUAGUGUGACAGGCCACACUCACACUACUACUCCUAACCAUGCUAUAUAA